CACCCUCAUCCAAUGUUUGUUAAAUAUUCGUAAAUAAGGUUCGAUAGAAGGGUAUUUUGGGAAACCGCAUUCAAACAACACUAUCCAUAUUCGCUCAGACAGUGAGCAUUCUUCAAUCCACCACAAUGGCCACAACUCCUUCUUCGCUUCUACACUCAUCUGGCUCCUCUUUUCUUUCUCAAUUUCGAACUUUUCCACCCCAAUUUUCUUCUUCUACUUCAUUUUUCCCUCACAGGUAUGGAACUGCAGUGGUGUCGGUGAAAGCCGCGGAUUCCGGGGCUGUAUUGGUUGAGAAGUCUGAAGCAGAAAAUGUUCAUAGACUCAAAUCAACUUACAAUGAGAAAAUUGUUCCUUUGCUCAUGGAAGAGUUCUCUUACAUCAACAUUCAUCAGGUGCCUAAAGUUAAGAAGAUAGUGGUAAAUUGUGGUAUUGGAGAUGCUGCACAAAAUGCAAAAGGUUUGGAUGCAGCAAUUAAUGAUCUAGCACUGAUCACUGGGCAGAGACCUGUUAAGACUCGGGCGAGGAAUUCCGUUGCAACCUUCAAGAUCAGGGAAGGUCAACCACUUGGGAUUGCUGUCACACUCAGAGGAAAUAUGAUGUACUCAUUCUUAGACCGCGUUGUGAACUUAGGACUUCCUAGGACAAGAGAUUUUCAAGGUGUGAGAAUCAACAGCUUUGAUGGAAAUGGGAAUUUCAACAUUGGUGUUAAGGACCAGACUGUGUUCCCAGAGCUAAGAUCUGCUAUUGGUACACCUAGGGGAAUGGAUAUCUGCAUCUCAACAACCGCGAAAACCGACCAAGAAGGACAGAGAUUAUUGGCUCUCAUGGGUAUGCCCUUCAGAGAGGGAGUUGAAGCUACCUCAGCAAUUCGCAAAAAGAAGUUGAAGUCUCAUCAUUUUGAUCCAAAAUCAAAGGGAAGAGCAAGGAAGUAAAAUAAUUUUUAUGCAAAAUCUGAGGGAUGAUUAAUGAACUAAGGUUGUAACUAUAAGAGACAUUAUGUUUACUCCUUGUUUCAUUCAAAUGUAAUGUUAUUAAUUCUUUUUGUAAGAGAUAUUACAAGGUUGUAUUAUGGUCAUGCAGAUCGUGCUUGCUUACUGAUUUGCAUUUAUUGCCAGAUUA
Messenger RNA from Cicer arietinum (chickpea), 1119 nucleotides. Its product is annotated as large ribosomal subunit protein uL5c. Gene Ontology annotation, molecular function: structural constituent of ribosome. Gene Ontology annotation, biological process: translation. Lineage: Eukaryota; Viridiplantae; Streptophyta; Magnoliopsida; Fabales; Fabaceae. The record is from RefSeq and is a predicted model, not a curated record. Gene Ontology annotation, cellular component: ribosome.